Molecule: messenger RNA, 1120 nt
Organism: Anopheles funestus (African malaria mosquito)
Lineage: Eukaryota; Metazoa; Arthropoda; Insecta; Diptera; Culicidae
Gene: Pfdn2
Product: probable prefoldin subunit 2
Exons: 2
Coding region: 188-664 (158 amino acids)
Biological process (GO): protein folding
Cellular component (GO): prefoldin complex; cytoplasm
Molecular function (GO): protein folding chaperone
Source: RefSeq, a predicted model, not a curated record
UCGAACUGUCAAGCAUCGCUGUUCUCACAUUUUACGCAGGAACAAAAAAAACAGCUCACAAACGGCGUGAACAUAAUCCUUCCAAAUAAAGGAAUCCCAUCCCGUAUCCUGGUUGGCCAGUGGUGAAAAGGCGAAUAUAUCCAUUUUCCUGCUGCCUACGAUCCGGCUUACUUACAACACCUGUACGAUGGCAACACAAACCGCUACGGUCGCGACCGGCAGCACUAGCGGCAAACCGCAAGAGAAAAAAAGUCAGGAAAAAAUUGCUGCCGAAUUUCAGCAGCUGCGGAAUCAGCAACUAAAUUUGGUCAAUAAUUUAAACGCGAUCGAGAUGGAUCUUAAAGAGCACAAAACUGUCAUCGACACACUGAAGGUGGUGGAACCUAGUCGAAAAUGUUUCCGAUUAGUUGGUGGCGUCCUGGUGGAACAAACCGUUGAGGUUGUGCUACCACAGCUGGAGCUGAACAAAACCCAGCUGGAGAAGCUGAUCGAGGAAGGCAAGGAACAAAUCACGAAGAAAGGCAUCGAGAUUAAUCAGUACAAGGAUGAGCAUAAUAUCAAAGUGCGGGGACAGGAACCGACACCACCGGCAGCCAGCGAGAAGGAAAACGCCGCCGAUGACAAAUCGAGCGGCAAUCGAAACGUGCUGGUGGGCAACCUAUAGAAAGGUUGCGACAGUUUUGUGUGUUUUCCCGACUAGCUUUUGUUUUCCUUGUUUCCCGCUUCUCGUUGUAUUGUCGUCUCCGAUGUGCCGCUUUGUCGGGUGGAGCAGGUUCUUCCCGAUUGUGGCGUUUUAAAGACGAAUCAACUAUAAAUGAUCAUUAAGAAGAGGAGUACCAUAACACACCCUUCCCCAAAAAGGCCUUGACUUAUGAUCGAAUUGUGGUGGCUACACGGACUCUAGAUGCGGAAUUGAAGCUUCCCACUCAACAUAACACAUCAUUUAAAUCCAUCGCUCCAAUACACCAUUCACCUGCGCACAGUUGCUCUUACGCAAACAAAAUGAAGAAACUCUGUAAGGUCUCGUUCUGGAUUGUUAAUUUAAAGAGUAAGAACCGAUAGAACGAAGAUAUGAAGCAAAGAAAAAAACAGACGAAAUAAGAUGCAAUAACAUACACAA